Colletes gigas is the source of this 3247-nucleotide messenger RNA. Its product is annotated as mesoderm induction early response protein 1. Gene Ontology annotation, molecular function: transcription corepressor activity; histone deacetylase binding. Bases 423 to 2420 code for a protein of 665 amino acids. The transcript has 6 exons. The record is from RefSeq and is a predicted model, not a curated record. Gene Ontology annotation, cellular component: nucleoplasm. NCBI's taxonomy places the organism in Eukaryota, Metazoa, Arthropoda, Insecta, Hymenoptera, Colletidae. Gene Ontology annotation, biological process: negative regulation of transcription by RNA polymerase II.
AUGAAUCGUGUGUGUUUCGACUUGUUUCCUCAAAGUUUAUAACAAACGUGUGCCAUCGCCAUUGAUACGGACCGAAAAUGCGUUUCUCGUCCGUUAAAACUGUGCCUUAAAAAAAAAUAUGUUGGAUGUAUUGCGAAGCGUUUCCGUUUGAAAGAUUCAACACUCUUUGUGAAUAUGUACGAUAUCGAAACGAAAGGUUUUCAGUGAGGUGUAGUGUAUAUUCCGUACAGCAUGAAGUGACAGCAACGAAAGACUUUUAGACGUACUUAAUAUCGUUUAUCGAAAUAUGAAUUAUCACUGUGACCAUAAACUCAGUACGAGUCAUACGAAUUUAAGGUUAGGUAGUUUAAGGACAACCUACUACAUCGUUCUAAUGGUGUACGUCGCUCUGUGCAUAUAUUAGAUACAUAAUUCUAAUAUAAAUGCGAUAUGUUACCACGUCAGUUACUUCAAAAGAUAUAAACAUGGCAGAUCGAGAUUAUGAUAUGGGCCCAGCGACGGAAAUGAUGGUAAAUGAUUUUGACGAUGAACGGACUUUAGACGAAGAAGAAGCUUUAGAAGGUAGUGAAGAUUCUCACAACGAGUUGUCCAACUUGCAAAAGGAAGGUGAUAUGCCACUAAAAGACCUACUAGCAAUGUACGGAUACGGGGAUCCGUCUACGGAAAAUUCAAACAGUUCGGAUCGGUUGUUAAUUCCAUCCGGGAGCGGCGACCCGGAAGUCGAGGGACAGUAUUCGGAUAAGGGUGACAAUGACGCGGACGACGACGACGACGACGACGAGGCGGACGCGACUAGUAACGAGCCAGAUCUCAAACAAUUUUAUACAGAAAUGUUGGUGAAAGGGAAGGACUCGACGUCGUUGGUGUCGGGAUCGGCGAUAAAAGGGGGCGGUGCUGGUAGCGUGGUCGCUGGUGACAAUAGCAGACGGCACCGUAUCCACGAUGACGACGACGACGACGAGGAGGUAGAAGGCGAGGAGUGUUCCAUGAUGGAUGGCUGUAGCAACAAUGAAAACGCGAGGACGACCGCAACGAUAGGGAGCACCGUCGCCGCGAAGUGCAGCGGCAUGACUGGACACGGAGGCUGUACGACGGACGACAAUACCGUCACUGGUGUAGAGGGCAGUGUCGGAGGCGGCACAGCGGACGGUGGCGAAGAUGGAAUAGUUAGCGGUAGUAUAGUUAGCGGUACCUCAAGAUUAUUGCGAAGCGUUUCGCGACCACAGAGCGAGGAGGAAGAGGACGACUGUGAUUACAGCCCGGACGAAGAGGAAUGGAAAAAGACAAUUAUGGUUGGUAACGAUUACCAAGCUGCUAUACCAGAAGGUCUUUGUCGUUACGACGAUGCAUUGCCAUACGAGAACGAGGACAAGAUGUUAUGGGACCCUAGCCAUAUACCCGAGGAAGAAACCGAAGAAUUCUUGGAACGGGCACAGUUGCCAGCUGUGAAGGGCGGUGCUCUGCCUACGGGGUCCCAUAUCAGAGACGACGAACAAGCGCUGUAUCUGUUGCUGCAGUGUGGCUAUAAUCUUGAAGAAGCGCUGAGAAGGCGUAGAAUGAACGUUGUACCGCCUACUGAUGCAGUUAGCCUCUGGUCGGAAGAGGAGUGCCACAACUUCGAGUCCGGGUUACGAACUUAUGGGAAAGACUUUCAUCUGAUACAGAAGAACAAGGUUAGGACGCGCUCUGUCGGCGAAUUAGUGCAAUUUUAUUACCUGUGGAAGAAAACGGAACGUCACGAUAUAUUCACGUACAAGGCCCGUCUGGAGAAGAAGAAGUACGCGUUGCAUCCUGGCAUCACCAGGGACUAUAUGGACCGAUUCCUGGAGGAGCAGGAGGGUGUGCGCGAUCGCAGCAGCUCGCCGAAUGUUCAUUGUUUGUUGUACGGUGACGCCAAGCGGCAACGGUCGACCGCUAGUGCUGUGAAUAACGACGAAUCGAAAUCCACGGAACCGUGGGACAGUGGCGCCGUCGAUCCGUUGGCGGAUCUGAACGGACCAACGCCACCGCCGCCGCCGCCACCGCCCCCUCCUCCACCGCCGCCCACGCCAAUCAUCGCCAGCGGAUCGCCAUCAGGAUUGGUCUCCACCACUUUGACGACGCCUGCGUACUGUACCUCGUCGACUCGACAGUCCGACUGCUCCCCGGCCGACUCUGCCUGUCCCAAUCCUCACGCGUGGUCGAACCUGGCCUCUCGAGGCCACUCUACCUCCUCCAUCGUGACGACGAUCACCAUCAACGCCACGGCGAACACCGCGCCGACGGUCACCGCUGUUGGUACCGCCAACACGGUGACCACCAGCUCCGUCGUCAGUUCCGUUACCUCGAAUAAUUUCUACCAUUCGCGGGCGACGUCGAGAACCAACGACACCCACGAUUCACCGUCGCCGGAGAACAUUUUACCUCAUUUGCCCCCUUAGCGUCAAACGCGACCUUCGGGUUCGCAGCCUGGAAGGCGUCAAAUGUCACUGCGCGGCGCGUUCAGCUCGUCGCUAGCGCCAUCGCUAUCGUCGUAACAUAUAACGUUCGUUGAUAUCACGAAUUCUAUAUUUUUAUACUGUAUCGUAGUAACGACUAUCGAUCGCGUCAGCGAAAAAUGUACGUUCUCGCGCGUAACGAACACAAAGAGGUAUUAAAGCUAUGUCGAUCAACCGAGAAGGACGGAAAAAAAAAAAAAAAAAAUAAAAAAAAGGAAACGAACAGUUUGACGGUGAGUGGAACUUGGACGCGAAUUACCGUAGCUUUUUCCAUUCUCUGCUUUCUACUUUCCGGUAACUGUGUCCGUCGUUGUCCGUAGAUUAAGUUUGCGAGAGGAACACACGAGUUUAAAUUAUUAACAUCGAUUCGCGUUCUCGGAUCUAUAAAUAUUUAAGUGUUGAACGAUCGUGAUCGCAGAAUUGUAGCGCCGUGCGCGAACACACGUAGGAUGAACGUAAACGUUGUUCUGUCGCUGGUACUAAAUGUACAGAAAAAAUCCAGUUCCGCAACGCGGGUUACGCGAAUCCGACGAAAUGAGACAUGAUUGAAUUAAACUAAAUUCGCUGAGAACUUGUUCUUUUUUUUUUUAUUUGCGAGAAUGCACGAAACGGUGAUCGUUAAAAUUUUUUUUGGUGAUUUGGCGCCAGUGGUUCUCCUCGACCUUUGUAAAGCCUCAUGGCACCGAGGGCGAAGAGUCGCUGCGUUUUAUACACAUUUCGAAAUUUCUCCCUCGAUUUAUUCUUUUUAUCAAACUUUUUUUAUCCUUUAU